Procambarus clarkii (red swamp crayfish) is the source of this 2064-nucleotide messenger RNA. Lineage: Eukaryota; Metazoa; Arthropoda; Malacostraca; Decapoda; Cambaridae. The record is from RefSeq and is a predicted model, not a curated record.
AUGUCACUAGACGAGUUCCAGAACUAUGAGCAUGACCAGCCCUCAUUGUUGGAUGACCAGCCCUCAUUGCUGGAUGACCUGCCCUCAUUGUUGGAUGACCUGCCCUCAUUGUUGGAUGACCAGCCCUCAUUGUUGGAUGACCAGCCCUCAUUGUUGGAUGACCAGCCCUCAUUGUUUUAUGACCAACUCUCAUUGUUGGAUGACCAGCCCUCAUUGUUGGAAGACCAGCCCUCAUGGCUGAACCCUUCAGACAGCCUCCCUCCCAAGUUCUUCAUGCAUGAUCGAGAUAAAAGUCAGAAGACAGGUUGGCUGGCCCACUUGCCAGGACUAAUUACCAUAUCCAUCAGCAGGGACGCUCUCACGGUCUGCUCGUCUCUAGCCUGCCCCUGGCUGGUGGGUCUAGUGGGGUCGUCUCUAGCCUGUCCCCGGCUGGUGGGUCUAGCGUGGUCGUCCCCAGCCUGCCCCUGGCUGGUGGGUCUAGUGGGGUCGUCUCUAGCCUGCCCCGGCUGCCUGCCCCCGGCUGGUGGGUCUAGUGGGGUCGUCUCUAGCCUGCCCCCGGCUGGUGGAUCUAGUGGGGUCGUCUCUAGCCUGCCCCCGGCUGGUGGGUCUAGUGGGGUCGUCUCUAGCCUGCCCCCGGCUGGUGGGUCUAGUGGGGUCGUCUCUAGCCUGCCCCCGGCUGGUGGAUCUAGUGGGGUCGUCUCUAGCCUGCCCCCGGCUGGUGGGUCUAGUGGGGUCGUCUCUAGCCUGCCCCCGGCUGGUGGGUCUAGUGGGGUCGUCUCUAGCCUGCCCCCGGCUGGUGGGUCUAGUGGGGUCGUCUCUAGCCUGCCCCCGGCUGGUGGGUCUAGUGGGGUCGUCUCUAGCCUGCCCCCGGCUGGUGGGUCUAGUGGGGUCGUCUCUAGCCUGCCCCCGGCUGGUGGGUCUAGUGGGGUCGUCUCUAGCCUGCCCCCGGCUGGUGGAUCUAGUGGGGUCGUCUCUAGCCUGCCCCCGGCUGGUGGGUCUAGUGGGGUCGUCUCUAGCCUGCCCCCGGCUGGUGGGUCUUGUGUGAUCGUGCCCAGCCUACCCCCGGCUGGUGGGUCUAGUGGGGUCGUCUCUAGCCUGCCCCCGGCUGGUGGGUCUAGCGUGGUCGUCUCUAGCCUGCCCCCGGCUGGUGGGUCUAGUGGGGUCGUCUCUAGCCUGCCCCCGGCUGGUGGGUCUAGUGGGGUCGUCUCUAGCCUGCCCCCGGCUGGUGGGUCUAGUGGGGUCGUCUCUAGCCUGCCCCCGGCUGGUGGGUCUAGUGGGGUCGUCUCUAGCCUGCCCCCGGCUGGUGGGUCUAGUGGGGUCGUCUCUAGCCUGCCCCCGGCUGGUGGGUCUAGUGGGGUCGUCUCUAGCCUGCCCCCGGCUGGUGGGUCUAGUGGGGUCGUCUCUAGCCUGCCCCCGGCUGGUGGGUCUAGUGGGGUCGUCUCCAGCCUGCCCCCAGCAGGUGGGUCUCGUGUAAUCGUGCCCAGCCUGCCCCCGGCUGGUGGGUCUAGUGGGGUCGUCUCUAGCCUGCCCCGGCUGGUGGGUCUAGUGGGGUCGUCUCUAGCCUGCCCCGGCUGCCUGCCCCCGGCUGGUGGGUCUAGCGUGAUCGUGCCCAGCCUGCCCCCGGCUGGUGGGUCUAGCGUGGUCGUCUCUAGCCUGUCCCCGGCUGGUGGGUCUAGCGUGAUCGUCCCCAGCCUGCCCCUGGCUGGUGGGUCUAGCGUGAUCGUGCCCAGCCUGCCCCUGGCUGGUGGGUCUAGCGUGAUCGUGCCCAGCCUGCCCCUGGCUGGUGGGUCUAGCGUGGUCGUCUCCAGCCUGCCCCCAGCAGGUGGGUCUCGUGAAAUCGUGCCCAGCCUGCCCCCGGCUGGUGGGUCUAGCGUGAUCGUCUCCAGCCUGCCCCCAGCAGGUGGGUCUCGUGUAAUCGUGCCCAGCCUGCCCCCGGCUGGUGGGUCUAGCGUGAUCGUGCCCAGCCUGCUCCCGGCUGGUGGGGCUCGGGUCCCCGUGCCCAGCCUGCCCCCGGCAGAUAAUCUAUUGGUCGAUACUAAUCUUUCAAGAGCGCUGGUAUUGUGA